This is a messenger RNA of Xiphias gladius (swordfish), 2222 nucleotides long. RefSeq names its product secretory carrier membrane protein 3 (gene scamp3). Gene Ontology annotation, cellular component: trans-Golgi network membrane; recycling endosome membrane. The record is from RefSeq and is a predicted model, not a curated record. The transcript has 9 exons. The coding region runs from base 421 to 1437 and encodes 338 amino acids. NCBI's taxonomy places the organism in Eukaryota, Metazoa, Chordata, Actinopteri, Istiophoriformes, Xiphiidae. Gene Ontology annotation, biological process: protein transport.
AGUCACAUGACCUCGGCUGGUUACUUCCUGACCGUCGGUUGUUUUCCUGCGGGAGAGAAAAAAAAAAAAUAACGGAUCUGUUUUGAUCUCCUGCGACACAACAGAGCUGCAAACCAGAUCCUGACAGCCAGGACUGGAGAGGGGAAAACCUGCGGGGAACACAACCACUAACCUGUCUGUAACGUUAAGUCGCCUUUACCUGUAAUUUCGGCUGCGGAGAAAUGAUCACCGGAGGAGGGGCGGGUAGCUGGUUCAGUGGUUAAACCGAAACACCGUCCGCCCUGUCGUUUUGGACAAGAAAUAAACGCAGCAGUUCACCUGGUGGAAGACGGCUCCUUUCUUUUUUUUCUUUCAUAACAAUAGCCGCAAGUGGUGGCUACUUGACAUUAGCUCUGAUUUCCCAAACAACCAGCCAUCAACAUGUCAAAAUACACAAGCUUUCCAGAGCCGACGGACGACCAGAACCCUUUCCAGGACCCUGCAGUGACUCAACACAGCAGCAACACAGGGUAUGCCACACUGGACCUUUACAACCCAUUUGACAACACAACCGGGCCUCCACCGCCAUACGAAGCCACUUCUCCCUCGGCUCCAUCUGUGCCUGCGCAGACCCCACCCAGCAGGACAACACCCACCGAGCCUCGCAACUAUGGCUCCUAUAACUCCCAGACUGCGGUGAAUGCUACCACAGCAGAGCUUCUGAGGAAGCAGGAGGAGCUGGAGAAGAAAGCCCGGGAACUGGAGAGGAGAGAGCGGGAGCUGGAGUCCCACAGCCUGGGACCUGGAGCCUCUCGUCAGAAUAACUGGCCCCCGCUGCCCUCAUUCUGCCCCGUGGGGCCCUGCUUCUACCAGGACAUCAAUGUGGAGAUCAGCCAGCGUUUCCAGCGAAUAGUCAACAUCAUGUACUACUUCUGGAUGUUCUGCACUUGCACGCUGCUCUUCAACCUGAUCUCCUCCCUGGCCAUGUUCUGCGUGGACCCCUCUGGCGGUGUUGGCCUGGGCCUCGCAAUCCUGUGGGGGCUCCUCUUCACCCCCUGCUCUUUUGUCUGUUGGUACCGACCUGUGUACAAAGCCUUCAGGAGUGACAGCUCCUUCAACUUCUUCGCCUUCUUCUUCGUUUUUUUUGCCCAAGUGGUCGUCUACGUCAUCAUGACUAUUGGCGUUCCUGGAUGGGGCUUCAGUGGGUGGAUCGUGAGCCUGAAUGCUCUGAAGACGAGUGUCCCCGUUGGUGUGAUCAUGAUGUUGAAUGCCAUCCUCUUUACUGCCCAAACCGCCAUGGGGGUUGUCAUGCUGAAGAAGGUCCACAGUCUGUACAGGCAGACCGAUGCCAGCUUCCAAAAGGCCCAGGCUGAGUUCGCCACCGGAGUCAUGUCCAAUCAGGCUGUACGUCAGGCCGCUGCCAACGCCGCCCAGGGUGCCUUCACCGCACCUCGAUAGAGAGGCACAAGAGGGGCUGGGAGUGAAGGAGGAGGGCCUUUUCAGCUUGAUUGAGCAACAGUUUGGUAUUUAUUUCCCCACAGGUGAUUAGAAGUUGAUGGGCAGGGGAGAGAGUCUUUAUAGUUAGCCUGGGGCACCUGAACUUUAGGGCACUUUGCAUGAGACAGAGGUGGGGUUGUCUAAUUUCAAAAUGUGUACAGAACAGGUUACCUAUAUUGCCAAACCCGGAGUCAACACAUCAUAAGUGUUGAUUCGAGAAAAGGAAAAAACGGUGUGCGAUAUGAAAACGAUAAGAAGCUGAACAUGUAUGAAAUGUAGCGCAGCCGUACCAAGUGUCAGUGAAUGCAAGGAAAUGCUUUUUAUACGAGGAGACAAGCUGUGUGCCAAGUGGGAUAGUACUAUCGUGGAUAUUUCCUAUUUUUGACUGACUUGGAUGUACAUUGUGUUUACGAGGUGCCAUGUUUGCGAGAAAUGUAAGCGUUGGAGCUGAACCCCGAAAUGUUGCCAUUCUAACAUUUGAUCCGUAACUGAGCGGAUCGACUUUAGCCAACGCUACUUUUUGUUUCUUAAGUGUAAAACUAACAAGUUGUUUUGUUAUUAUCCCAAAUGAGAAUGCCUAUUUACUGUAUUGCCAAAAUCUUUCAUACUGUAAAGAUUAUGAACGUGCGUUGUUUUGGUUACAAUAUAUCCCUCACUGUUCUGUUAGUGCUGCUUGUGGUUCUUAUGAUUAUUACAGGUCACUGUCUUGGUUUUAAUAGAAAUAAAUUGUCCUGCUUACACAGUCA